AUGUCCCCGAUGGGUGCCUCCUUCGCGCUCCUCGUUUCGUCGCUCCUCGUGGGCUCGCCGUCCGCCCAGCCCCAGCCGGAGGUCGUGCACGAAUGGACGUUCGUGGACUACGUCUGGCCCGACGAGGAGAGUCGGAUCGAGGCCUUGCAGAAUGGCGAUUACAUCCCGGAGAACUGCGCCAUCACGGGGCUCAAAGUCUACAACGGAGACAUCUUCGUGACGACCCCGCGCUGGAAGCCCGGCGUGCCCGCAGCCCUCUCCCGAGUGGUCGACGGCGUCCUGGCCCCGUACCCGCGGUGGGAGCUGCAGGAGAUCGGGAACUGCCACGCGUUCCAAUUCGUGCAGAGCAUGGAGAUCGACGCGUUGGGUCGCAUGUGGAUCAUCGACACGGGGAGGGCGGAGGGAUUCAACUACUCCGAGCCUUGCCCCGCGAAGCUCAGGGUUUGGGACAUCGCCGAUGAGCGAUUCAUUCGCAUGCACGAGUUUCCGAGUUCGGUCGUUCCGCCGACCAACUUUCUGAACGACAUCGUUGUGGACCUGACAGAGGAAGAUGCGUACGCGUAUAUCACCGAUGCCAACGAGGCAGCCCUGAUCGUUUACCGUUAUAGAAGAGAUGAAUCGUGGGUCGCCCGACACGAGGUCAUGCUGCCGACCCCAGGCGCAGAGACGAUCAUAAUCAACGGGGUCGAGUUUUCAACCAAUACUGCCAUCGACGGCAUUGCACUCUGGAACAGCGAGCAAGUUUACUUCUGUCCCCUGACGUCUUUUGAAUUGUAUUCGAUACCCACAGAAAUUCUGCGGAACGAGACCCUCGCAACGGGCAAUCUGGAUGACUACAUCAUCGAACAUCCGCAGAGACCGUCCCAAGCGGACGGCAUGGUCGUCGUCGGAGACACCUUGUACUUCGGUUCCCUGGCUGAAAACGCCAUCUAUUCCUACAGAGUCAACAAUUCGUACGAGAUGGUUGCGAGGGACGACGUCACGAUGGAGUGGGUCGACACGUUUGCGGUGUCCGAUGGGUAUUUGUGGUUUACCACCAACCGACUUCAUCUAUUUUUUCUCGGUCAACUGGCUGAAGAUGAACCAAAUUUCCGCAUCAUGCGCGUUCCAUUGUGAAUAAAAAGCACAUAUUGAGAGAAAUCACGUUAUCAGCGCAAAAAAUCAUUCAUAUAUAUUAAAUACAGCUAAGGGCGCUUGUUUGGUUCUCUAGCUGAAUUAGAGACGUACUUUCGAGUGAAAUAACUUUAUAAAAAAAACAUUGCGAAAU
Darwinula stevensoni is the source of this 1267-nucleotide messenger RNA. The record is from the annotation of a GenBank genome assembly. Lineage: Eukaryota; Metazoa; Arthropoda; Ostracoda; Podocopida; Darwinulidae.